UCACCCUUGUUGUUGUGGCUUCUUUAAUUGUUCUUCGUACCAAUCAUGGUUACAUUCUUAAAUACCAGUUGCAAUUAAAAUAACAUAAAAUAUACAAAUGAAUUAUUAGAUUCAAUAUCAAUCACAUAAUUUUCUUAGCAUAUAUAGAAUAGACCGACACACACUAACUUGUAUCAAAAUGUAUACUCUAAUGACUCUCAUCCUUCUUGUCCCUCUUCUUCUUUUUCUUUUCCGACACUUCCUUUCACGGCGGCUAAGGCUGGGGAAACCAUACCCUCCCGGUCCCAAAGGCUUACCCAUCAUUGGCAAUAUACUCAUGAUGAACCAAUUCAACCACCGUGGCCUAGCCAAGCUCAGCCGCACGUAUGGCGGAUUACUUCACCUCCGCCUUGGACUUUCCCAUCAUUUUGUAGUUUCUUCUCCUCAAAUCGCACGUCAAAUCCUCCAAGUUCAAGACCACGUUUUCUCAAACCGUCCGACAACAAUAGCCAUUCGUUACUUGACCUACGGGCAAUCCGACCUAGCAUUCUCCAAUUAUGGCCCGUUCUGGCGUCGGAUGAGGAAACUCUAUGUCAUGAUGCUCUUUAGCCGUAAACGGGCCGAGUCAUGGGUCUCUGUCGACCAAGAGGUUCACAAAGCGGUCCGUUUUGUAGCGUUCAAUGUCGAGAAACCGUUAAACUUAAACAAACUCGCAUUCUCCUUAACAAGAGACAUAACGUUCCGAGCAGCGUUCGGCUCCUCGUCUUCAACUUCUGACGAAGGCAGACUAAACGAGUUCCUUGAGAUCAUCCACGAGUUCUCUAAGCUCUUUGGUGCGUUUAACGUUGCGGAUUACGUCCCGUCCUGGCUCAGUUGGAUAGACCCGCAAGGGAUAAACAAGCGGGCCGAGAAAGCUAGAAAGUCUCUAGACAGUUUCAUUGAAUCAAUCAUCAAUGAUCACUUACACAAGAAGAAGACAGAACACAACGUUGACGACGAGACCGAUAUGGUGGACCAGUUACUUGCGCUUUACAAAGAAGAAAUCAAUGAUAACGACUCGGAGGCCAGAAUCUAUCUCGAUCACAUAAAGGGCAUCAUCAUGGAUGUGAUGUUCGGAGGAACCGAGACGGUGGCAUUAGCAAUCGAGUGGGUACUAACGGAGCUACUCCGGAGCCCCGAGAACAUGAAACGGGUCCAGGACGAGCUAGCGACUGUGGUAGGGCUUGAGCGGUGGAGCGUGGAGGACACGCAUCUUGAGAAGCUCACUUUCCUAAAAUGUGUACUCAAGGAGACUCUCCGGCUCCACCCGCCGUUCCCUCUUCUCCUCCACGAGCCGGUGGAGGACGCCGUGGUCUCGGGUUACUCCAUUCCGAAGGGUUCACGUGUGAUAGUCAACUCCUACGCGCUCGGGCGUGACCCAGAUUCGUGGUCCGACCCGGAAAUAUUCAAACCGAGUAGGUUCUUGGACACGGGUGCUCCGGAUCUCAUAGGGAACAGUUUCGAGUUCAUUCCGUUCGGGUCGGGUCGGAGAUCGUGCCCGGGUAUGCAACUCGAGAUGUACGCGUUUGAGCUUGCUGUCGCUCAUCUUCUACACUGCUUCACGUGGACAUUACCGGACGGCGUGAAAUCCGGUGACGUGGACACCGUUGAAGGGCCUGGUAUCAGCGUUCCUAAGGCGAACUCUCUUGUGGCAGUUCCGACCACGCGCCUCCUCUGUCCCAUCGUCUUGGAAAGCCACAACGUUUAAAAACUUGUUUCCAUAAUAAUCACUGUUUUAUGUUCGUGUUUGCGUCUAUUUUUUACGUAUUCGACGUGUUAUGCUUACGUUAGCAUUACAUUAAGCCUCAAACCCUUGUCUAGUGAUUUAUAUUUUCAAAUCUGUUGACAUCAAGUAGAAAGACAAAUGUAUUUUUUAAAGAUUAAUAAUCCCAAUGAUCUUUAAACACAACCAGAACGAGUUAGUCUGGUGGUAAACGGCUUGCAGCUGCAAAUACGGUUCUGGGUUCGACUCGCACUGGCCAUCAGAGAAUUUACAUGCGGAUUUGCUCUGGCGUCCGAGACCGAAGACCGUUUUCUGGCCAUGACCCACCUUCGGAUGAGCAUCCGCGUCGCUAAAGAUUCGGUCUCAGUCUGGACCACCACGGUGGGAUCAUGACACUCGGUUAAAAAAAAAAUCUUUAAACACCGGCAUUGACCAUUUUCUGCGUAGUAGACCCCAUCAUCUCUAGCAUCCCACAAGAACCGUGCACCGAAUUUUAUGAAAUAACGAGAUUCUUCAUAUGCCGUAAGUCCUUUAUAAUAAGUAAAUUAACACCAUGCCUUAAAUCGCCGAAGAAAGUAGUUCCAUCGAAAAACUUAUCUUUAAGGAAAAAAAAAAACUUAAUCUCCAAAUUUAAUAAUAUAAUAGUACAUGGAGUUACGACGCACAUUGUGAGAACCAAGAUCGUACUUAUCAGAUAUACAAUGAUCUGUGGAUAUCAUCAUUCAUGCUUAAUGAGUUCCUAAAUUAUACUAUUAUGUUUUUUUGCGAACAGCUUGCUACUAUCAUUCGAUCCAAGACAUGUAGUUUGAGUUGCAGAAUGUAUUAUAAUUCGAUGUAAAUUGCAGUAAAAAUUAUGUGGUAAAAACUGUAAAUUCAUGUGGUAAGUUUGUAAUAAAAAUAAAAAUUAUUUUAUUAAAACUGAC
This is a messenger RNA of Brassica napus (rape), 2664 nucleotides long. Its product is annotated as cytochrome P450 84A4. Gene Ontology annotation, molecular function: heme binding; oxidoreductase activity, acting on paired donors, with incorporation or reduction of molecular oxygen; monooxygenase activity. The record is from RefSeq and is a predicted model, not a curated record. Bases 179 to 1726 code for a protein of 515 amino acids. Gene Ontology annotation, biological process: lignin biosynthetic process. NCBI's taxonomy places the organism in Eukaryota, Viridiplantae, Streptophyta, Magnoliopsida, Brassicales, Brassicaceae. The transcript is spliced from 2 exons.